AUGGAGAUUGGACCUUAUCGGCGGCCGGGUGUGGGCGUGGUGAUGCUGGCCCCGCCUCGGGCGCCCCCCGACGCCAUGUGCCGACUGGUGACAAUCACUUUGUAUAGGAUGAUGUCCGAGGAAUUAACCUCCCCCUACUACCUCUCCCCUCUCGGCCCCGUCAUCCGACGUCACGUACCGACAUUUAAAACAAUGAACGCCUCAAUUUUUCACCGGCGCUGCGCGGCGGCCCCCGAAAUAUGGCGCGCUAAUCCGACGCACGGACUUAUUCUGGUCGAUCGGUUGUCUUUCUUGAUUGGUUAC
Iphiclides podalirius (scarce swallowtail) is the source of this 303-nucleotide messenger RNA. The record is from the annotation of a GenBank genome assembly. NCBI's taxonomy places the organism in Eukaryota, Metazoa, Arthropoda, Insecta, Lepidoptera, Papilionidae.